AUGUUCUCCGGUUUCAAACGAGUUUUGCCUGAAAUUUCAAUUUUUCAUAAUCCUGCUUCGCCGCCUUCCACUAAGGCAUUAACACUUCUACGUGCCUCUUUAUCCAGUCCUUAUCCCGCUGGAAAGGCCGAUGUACCUCCUUUGCACUUCAAUCUUGAAGUAAUAGAGUCUCCGCCGACAUCAGACCAACUACGGACCAUCACGUCCUUCUUGCCGAAGAGUUCUCCGUCAUUAUUUUUAUCAGCGCACCCUUCGACCGCAUCCGAAACUCCUAACAUCUCGGAAAUAGUUGGAUUAGCGAAAAAGAAUCCUAACACGUUCAAGUGGCCCGUAGUGGUCGAUUGGGCUGCAGGAAAGGCCAGCGUAGGGGACGUUGAGGGGGUGAAAGAAAUUUUGGAGAAUCUGCGGAAGCAAAGGGACGGCGAAGCGAAAGGAGAGGAAGUGGACCAACCCAAAGGAUGGUUUAGCUAA
Molecule: messenger RNA, 471 nt
Organism: Pleurotus ostreatus (oyster mushroom)
Lineage: Eukaryota; Fungi; Basidiomycota; Agaricomycetes; Agaricales; Pleurotaceae
Exons: 3
Coding region: 1-471 (156 amino acids)
Cellular component (GO): mitochondrion
Molecular function (GO): oxidoreductase activity
Source: RefSeq, a predicted model, not a curated record